CCAAAGAGAGGAGCCUGCCUCCUCCCAGCUUGCACGACCCUGAGGAGGUGCCCCGUUCCUCACCUCCAUGGGCCAGACGGCCCUGGCCGGGGGCAGCAGCAGCACGCCCGCCCCGCAGGCCCCGUACCCCGACGGCCUGGAGGAGCUGCUGGCGGCUCCACCUCCUGACCUGGGGGCCCAGCGGCGCCAUGGCUGGAACCCCGAGGACUGCUCGGAGAACAUCGUGGUCAAGGAAGGGGGCUUGUGCUUUGAGCGGCGGCCGGUAGCCCAGAGCACCGACGGGGCCCGGGGGAAGAGGGGCUACUCGCGGGGCCUGCACGCCUGGGAGAUCAGCUGGCCCCGCGAGCAGAGGGGCACCCACGCCGUGGUGGGCGUAGCCACGGCCCGGGCCCCUCUGCAGGCUGACCACUACGCGGCGCUGCUGGGCAGCAACAGCGAGUCGUGGGGCUGGGACCUGGGGCGGGGAAAGUUGUACCAUCAGAGCAAGGGGCCCGGGGCCCCCCAGUACCCCGCCGGACCCCAGGGGGAGCAGCUGGAGGUGCCCGAGAGGCUCCUGGUGGUGCUGGACAUGGAGGAGGGGACGCUGGGCUACGCUAUCGGGGGAACCUACCUGGGGCCAGCCUUCCAUGGUCUGAAGGGCAGGACCCUGUACCCGGCAGUAAGCGCUGUCUGGGGACAGUGCCAGGUCCGCAUCCGCUACCUGGGCGAAAGGAGAGCCGAGCCACAUUCCCUGUUGCACCUGAGCCGCCGGCGUGUGCGCCACACCCUGGGGCAUGCACGGCUGGGCCAGGUAGCCGCUCUGCCCUUGCCCCCAGCCAUGAAGCGCUACCUGCUCUACCAGUGACCCUCCAAGACUACACAGGCUGAAGGAGUCUGGGCACCACCUCAACACCCCAGGACUGAGGGGAGGGGCCUACAGCUGCUGUGGCUGGGGGAGGUGAGGCAGGACCCCUCUGCUAAGCCAGCAGUCAGGCCUGGUGGGCAAGGCACCUCAAGUAAAGGAAGUACAGACUGUGUUGUUA
This is a messenger RNA of Ochotona curzoniae (black-lipped pika), 1022 nucleotides long. RefSeq names its product splA/ryanodine receptor domain and SOCS box containing 2 (gene SPSB2). The transcript has 2 exons. NCBI's taxonomy places the organism in Eukaryota, Metazoa, Chordata, Mammalia, Lagomorpha, Ochotonidae. Gene Ontology annotation, biological process: intracellular signal transduction; proteasome-mediated ubiquitin-dependent protein catabolic process. The record is from RefSeq and is a predicted model, not a curated record. Gene Ontology annotation, cellular component: SCF ubiquitin ligase complex. Gene Ontology annotation, molecular function: protein binding. The coding region runs from base 68 to 844 and encodes 258 amino acids.